Molecule: messenger RNA, 2081 nt
Organism: Rubroshorea leprosula
Lineage: Eukaryota; Viridiplantae; Streptophyta; Magnoliopsida; Malvales; Dipterocarpaceae
Source: the annotation of a GenBank genome assembly
UAUUUUUCCUGUUUCUUAUUUCAAAGCUUUAACUUCCUGAAUUUCCUUAAAACCUUCGAUCCUUUUAAUGGCUGCAUCCUUCUCCGAUUCACCUUUGUCGUUGAUCUCCUUCUCUUCGAUUCAGUCUUGUUCUGUCCAUUUUCUGUUUUCGAAACUUUGUAAUCCUCAGAUUCUCAGUCGUCGUCGUUUGUUUUUCUGACAUAUAGGGGUAGCAAUAAUCCACUGCAAUAAUGGGAAGGCGCAAAGCUCAGCGAAAGAGUGCUGCAAUGUUAGAUAGUGAUGAUGAGGAUAGUAGUAGUGCUGCUUCGUCGUCAACAGUGUUGUCUGAUCGUAUGUCCGUAUAUGGUAAUGAAGAAAUGGAGCUUAAUAAAGAUAAUUUGUUAGAUGAAGCUGUUGAUGCUUUAUUUGAAAAGAGGGGUGCUACAAGGGAGAAAGCUUUGUCACGUAUUAGUGAGGCUUUCAGUAGCAACUUGCAGCAUGAAUUUGUGGAGAAGAAAUUUGCCACAUUAUUGCAUCAGUGUCUGAACUCCAUCAAAAAGGGUUCCAGUAAAGAAGUAUCUUUAGCAUCUCAUGCCAUUGGAUUGCUUGCUUUGACUGUUGGUGAGGGAGACAAUGCCCGGGAAAUAUUGGACGAUUCAUUCACUCCUCUUUCACAGGCCCUUAAAUCUGGGUCUGAGUCCUCAAAGAUAGCUUCGUUGCUUGAGUGUUUGGCUGUUGUCACAUUUGUUGGCGGAAAUCCUGAGGAAACAGAGAGAUCAAUGCAAAUUAUGUGGCAACUAGUACAUCCAAAACAAGGUUCUAAUGUUGUCACUAUCAAACUUUCUGCUGCUAUAAUUACAUCAGUUGUAUCAGCCUGGGCAUUCCUUUUGACAACCAUGGAUGGAAGGAAGCUUAAUCCCAAAGAUUGGCAACAGUCUAUCUCAUAUUUUUCUAGUUUGCUGGAUAAGAAUGAUCGAUCUAUUCGCAUUGCUGCUGGUGAAGCAUUGGCUCUAAUUUUUGAGAUAGGAAUCUUAGAGAAGUUUUCUUCUGAAGGUGAAGGGUCCAGUGAUGGUUCUGUUCAAGAGGGAAAUAAAUCUAAAGAAGGAUUAAUGCAUAUACAAGGUCUGAGGGCCAAAAUUCUGAAUCAAGUCAGGGAACUCUCUGCGGAGGCUGGUGGUAAAGGUUCAGCUAAGAAAGAUCUUAACAGCCAGCGGAACUUGUUCAAAGAUAUUUUGGACUUCCUUGAGGAUGAUUACACUCCUGAAACAUCAAUGAAGAUUGGUAGGGAUUCACUAAAUACAUCUACAUGGUCUCAGCUAAUUCAGUUGAACUAUCUGAAGCACUUUCUUGGUGGAGGAUUCAUCAAACACAUGCUGGAAAAUGACUUCCUUCAAGGUGUGUUUGGGUUUACUCCAACAAAGCGUCUUCUUGGUGGAGAACAUCACAUGUCUAGUGCUGAAAAGAGAUUCUUCAAAUCACCAAAUUCUGCCGCGAAUAAAGCAAGGACCCAGUUUUUGAACAAGCAGCGGAUGCUAUCUGAGGGGAAAAACAUCGGCCAUUAUGCAGUCAAUACGGGCGAUGGUGAUGGGUAGACCUUCACAUUGCGAGCUUGAGUGGCUGCUUCGCUGUUUGUUGCUGAUUAUACAUUUAUUUAAGUCGUGAAAAAUUUGAGCAGUCAUUCGGCUUUUGCUUAGUGAGGGUUAUACACAGCAACUAUUUGAGUUCAAUUUAAUAAUACACUCAAAAAGUUUAUUUGUCCCUCUUUUUUGUAUUUUAAUAUUACUUGAAACAAAUAUAAUGUGCUAUUUAUGUCCAAAAAGGGAUCAAUGGGUAAAAUAUGAUUCAUUGCAAGCCUCUAUUGCAUUUUUAGACGUCCUUGACCUCAGGAAUCAUGACGGGCGCUAUGCAUCUCCCUGGGCUGGUGACGUUUUAAGAAUAGAGAGAGAGAGGGAGAGAAAAUCAAGCUAUUACUAAAAGAAGUUUCAUCAUACACUAAAUUCAAGAGUUUGGUUUUCAUAAAAAAAGUUGAGAAUUUAGUGUUUUAUAAUUUUGUUUUUUCCACAAGGGUAAUGAUUAGAGGUUAGUAAAGUUAGAAUUGUUAA